Molecule: messenger RNA, 14191 nt
Organism: Cinara cedri
Lineage: Eukaryota; Metazoa; Arthropoda; Insecta; Hemiptera; Aphididae
Source: the annotation of a GenBank genome assembly
GUAGUAUUAUAACCGGGUUAGUCUUAAACCGCACAGUCGGUUACCGGUACCACGGCUGUUCUCUACAGCAACGAUCCGAUCCCGCGCCAGUGCGGCCGCUGCAGCCACCCACACCUAGGCACACACGGGCGCAUUGUUACAGUGAUCCGCCGCGACGUUAACCAGACGGCCGUAUAGAAAUCAGUAUUGCAUUACGACCGCGACACAAUAAGCACAACAAUAAUAUUGUCCUCGUGUUUUACAAUAUUAAUUCGUAUACCUACACCUACCGCGAUGAAGUGCGUCGUCCUUUACGGUUGUCUGGUGAUGGUCGCCACCGUCUUCUGCAGAGGUAAGACACCCGCUUAUAUUAUUACGAGCGUUUCCGCGUUAUUACCGCCAAAUGCAACACAUUCGACGCCAUUUCGGUUGCCCGUUCGCCGGAGAACUUUUGGUAAGGUUAGUUUCACCUGCCGCCCAAAAAAACCAAAAAAAAAAAAAAAAAUCAUUUAGUGAAAAUGAAACGGCGUACGAUUUUGUUCUCCUCGAAACUUACACAAUUUAGCAAAAUAAAAAAAUGCAAAAUAUUGUACUCGUGUUGUUUAAAAAUCGGCUGUAUAUUGGAAAUGAUAUUGGCAAAAAAUUAAUAAAUAAAUACAAUUAUGUUUUAUUUAGUUAUUUAACUUUGACUUGGUACAACUAAAAUUUGUUUUUGUCAUCUUAAUUUUGGUUAAAUGACUAAAAAAACUAGAUAAAAAGAUUAAAAUAUUAUCUUAAGUGUUUCAAUUAAAUUCAAAUUUCUUCUACAAAAUUAUAUUUUAUCAACCGAAAAUCAAAAGCUCUGAUAUAUAUUUCGUUUUGCUGGUAAAGUAUAACAUAGGCAAGUAAAUUUAAAUAUUUUGUUCAAAUUUCAACGAUUAGAUUAUUUUAGUAACCAUAAUAUUAGUGAGUUUUGAGAAGGAAAAUUUUGUGUUCGUUAUUUGAAUAUACAAGAUAACGUAAUCGUUGAUAUUAACGUUGUACUUCAACAACGAAAAUUAUUUAUUAGCUCGUCAAGGAUAAAAUUUAAAAAAUAGACUUAUACCAGUGGUUUUCAAGCUGGGUGCCGCGGUCUUUUGAAAUUUGUUUUUCUUAAAUUGUGACAGACCACCGGUUACGAUGAUCCGCUCGUUAAAUUUGAAGUCGUAACUCUUUGAUUGUAUGACUCAUUAAUUUUAUUAUUAGUUAUAAUUUGUGCAAAAUGCUAAACAAUGAGAAGAAAAAAAAAAAGGCCACAGCGUGCCGAGGUCAAAAAAAGUUUCAAAACCACUGAUUUAUACAAAUAAAGCGUAUUUCUAAUACUUUCUAAUAAGGUGCAAGAAAUACGGUUAAUUGUAGUGUCACAAAAUCUAAUGGAAAACUUGUUUUUUUUUUGAAACAUUUAAACGUGUACUGCAAUUUAAUAACCCUCAAUUCUCCGAAAAUUUUUGUUCAUUCGAAAAAUUAACGAUUUUAAUAUUUUAUGAAAAAUUUACCAAAUAUUUGACGAUCCCUUUCUAUAUUUUUAUGUAAUAUCUUAUUGUGGUAAACUUACCGAUUGAAAUACAAAAUAAUCUUUAAAAACUUAAAAAUUCCAAAAGAUUUUUAAAAGACAUUAUCGGGAACCCUGUUUCUUUCUUGAGUGAUGGAAAAUAAGGAAUAUUUAACGGUGUAAACCACGUGGGCUUGUGUACAUGUAUUUAUAAUUUUUUUGAUUUUUCACAAGAUACAUCGAGCAAGCUUUUUAUUAUGGGAAAGAGGGUGGGGGUUGAAACAUUAUCGAAUGACACAGUAACAUAUAAUUUAUGAAAAAAAUAUACAUAAAUACAUAAGCAAUAUAUAUUGUAAACGUCUAAUCUAUUUAAACACCGUUUAAUAGGUAUGCUAUUAAAAAUACUCGGACGAACUUAUGGAAAAGAAUAUCGGAUAGAAGAUGUGUGUACUUUAGUAGUAGGUAAUAAUAUUGUGUAGUUUAGUGCAUCUGGUGUUGAAAUUGUAGCAUAAUGGUUUUUUCCGGUUAUUCUUUGAUAUAAAGGCGACAGCUACAUUGUAAAAAAAGUGUUUUUGUUAAAAAUUACCUAAAUGUAAAAUAAAGUCAGGAAAUGUACUUUGAUGUUUUUUGGUUUUCAUUUGAUAAAACAGGUUUUGGUAACUGUUUUCUCGGGUUUUUCUUAUUAUGCCGAUGAAAGAAUAAGUCAGGAAAUUUACGUCUUCAGUUUUUCCGUACUUGUUAUGCUCGAAAUCUAAACCAAUUGUGAGAAGUUUUUCAAAUUUUCAAAUUUUGGUCUUCCGAAUUGUUUUUUUACCUCUUACCUAACGUGACUGUGCAUUACAAAUAAAUGGUUUUUUUUUCGAUUGAAGUUACGACUUACGAUCGUAUGCAGAUGACCAAUGGCUUGCGAUGAAACUAUUAGGUACUUAAUAAUGUUAUCCAUAGUUUUUGGUUGAUUCCAAAACCAUCUUAUUGGUUUUCGGAAGAAUCGUAUCCAACACAAUCUAAAUUGUGGACGCGUCGAACAAACACACGAGAAUGGUGUAUAUGGUAACACUGGUAACAAAAAUUCCUGUAAUGAUAAUAUAGCAUAAUCAUCUUAACAACUGGACAAUACCUCGGAUAUAGUUAUGAAACAUGAUUUCCCACGUAGGUAGUUACUUCCUGUCGGUAAUUAUUCGGCCGGUAUCAUUAAAUAGGUACCUUAAGUGGCGUGCACAGCUUUUUACAAAGAAGGGUUAUAUCAAUUUAUAUAACAAAUAAACUAAAAUCGUAAUUUACAAUAAUUCGCAUUUCAGCACAAACACAAGCCAUAAGUUUACCAAACAUCAUCUCCAUUAACGUAAUAUAUUUAUGUAAUCUAUUUUUUACAUUCAACAUUAAAACAAUUGUAUCAUAUCAUUAAAUUACAAAACCAAGUGAAUUUUUCCAGAAUUUUUAGUUAUGUUAUCAACAAUUUCAUCAGGAGCCCAAUUCACACUUGUACGGCACGGCACGACAAACAAACAUGUCAUCCAGUUCACAUAUGAUCGACCGAAAAUGACAGACAUGUACUUAACUACACUAAUCAAUAUUAGUUUGAUUACUAUUUAUUUUUUUUAUCAGUCGGAUUUUUGUAUUUUAACUUUUUUUCGGCACAGAAAGGGAGUGAGUUAAUAUUUUCACAAAAUUAUUUUUUUCUUAUUAUUUAAAAAAAUUAGUACGCAUUUUUAAUUUCGUAAUACAGACACCAACAGACCGACAAAACAUUCUUUGUCACAAUGAUUGGUCAUGUCGUGUACUCGUGUCAUAUCGUGCGUAUACGGAUAAGUGUGUAUUACCGUAUACAAUAUUAUAUUAAUAGAAUGUUUUGUCGUGUCAUGCCUUACCGAACUAGUGUAAAUCGGGUUUUAUGGGUAACUUUCUUUAAAGACCAAAUAAUAAUAAGUACCAAUAAAACAAAACAUGUUACAAGUAUAAUGAUUACAGGGAAUUCACGAAGCAUGGGUUUGUUAUAUAAAAAAAAAAAAAAACCGAGUAGGGAAAUUACACCCUUAUGCCUCUCUUGAGCACGCCUCUGGGGCUACCCCAGUAGGUAUACCGCAUAUACCGCAGCAGUCAUCGUUUUAUUUUUGAAACUGUCGGGUUUUCAUUUCAAUUUGGUUUACAAACACUUUUCUACAGAGAAUAAAAUGAUACUGCUAUAUUUGUAUUAAAAUAAUUUGUAUCAGAUCCUUUCGUCGGGUCUGCGGUUCUGCGGUAGCCAUUUAUUUUUGUUACCUAUCACUAAAAGUAUACACACACGUACCCGGUGCGAAAAUUAUUAUUUUGUCACGACCGUACAUAACGAACAUCGUAAUAUUAUAAUAAUAUUUUAUUCGUACCUAUCGUAUAGCAACGUCUAUUGCGAUACUUAUCUGUAGCCGGUUCCGCUCGUUAUAUCGCUGUCAUAAUGAUAUUAAUAAUACCAUUAUACGUAUUUUUUUACCUAUAAAAUCUAAAGAGAUUGUGUGACAUAACGUGUGGUACGUCGUAGGUUAAUAGAUAAUAUAAAUAUCCUGGCGUUGGUUCGUGAAAACCCAAAACCGUACAUCACAUAAACAAUCGUAAACCGGGGACAUGGUUUCCUACGUGACACAAACAUUUCUUGAAAAAAAAAAAAAAAAAUAGUAACAAUAAUACAAAUGAAACAACUUAUGUCAGAGAUAAAUAUUGGUCUCGUGCGCACAGCGGACACCUUUAUUAUAUAUUAGGUGGGUACUUAAAAUCUGUGAGGUGGUCGUAUAGUGUGUGUGCGUGUGUGUAUACGGACUCCGGUAAAAUACCGUUUAAAAGUAUUCGGAAAGUAUUCCUAAAAUAUUUUAGACAUACAGUCUGAGAAGAAAAAUAUUUGGUUAUAUUCGGAUGACUUCAAAAAUCUGUUACAUUAUUUUUUAGAUUCUGAACGGAACGAGGAAUGUAUUAAUUUUACCAUGUUGUGGGCUUAUAUUUUCAUUUUUUCUGUCGGUAACAAUUUUUUUAUCCACCAGUAGUCUUACGUCAAUCAAAAAUCAAUAAGAAGGUUUUUGAAUUUUGGAUCUAGUUGGUGAAUUUCAAGUCUAGUUUUUUUACUAUGUCUCGGCAUAUCUAGUAAUUAAACUAGAUUACUAAAUUACUUAUUACACCCAUCUGACAGCUGUAUUCUCCUAGUAAAAUUUUAAGCAAAGGCAGUAAUUAUAUCAUUUUCAUUAAUGUAUUUCUUUUAUUAGUCAUAGAUAAACCUUUGGCCUAUUAUCUAAUUGUUUUGUAUUUAGAGCUCCUCUUUAAUAUACGUUUUCAUGCAGUUUAGUGUAAACAACGUAAUUGCAGGAGUGGAAGAAAUAACUGGAAACCGUUGAAUAAUCAAAUCAUAAAAUAUUUUAAAUACAAAAACAUGCCUCACGGGAAUGAAAAUGGGGACUGUUUCCUCUUAGCCACCCUUGGCUACGCCACUGACAAUGUAUUCGAUUUUUUUUAUAAACAUCUAUAUGUGCGUAGUUCGGGUCAUAAUAAAUCGUUAAAAAAAAUAUAAUAUUUUAGAAACUCGCGGAUGAUGGGAAUACAUGGACGUUACAACCCCGUCGUCAUCUUUUGACUUCUAUACUAUAAUAAGGGCACUCGACACGUGUAUUUAUAAUGUUGGUGGACGUUAAAAAAGCUCCUUUAUAGUCUUGGAUGUGUGUUCGUGUGUAUGUGUGUGUUAUGGUCAUAAAACAUAAUAUAAUGUAUACAUAUAUAGUAUAUACGUAUACGACUUUUGACUCGGGUCAAGUGGCUGCACCGCUUAAGGAGCUUGUGUAUAGUCUCCGCGGUAUAUAUAUAUAUAUAAAUGUGUGUAUAUACCACGACCGCGGUAACGUACGCAAACGUUACUGCAGUAUAGCCUCGGUCGGCGGUCGGGAUUGUUGCGAGGGGCCAGAGGUGAACGAGCAUUGUUGAGAAAAUUUGUUUGUUUUAGCCGGGUCGACGUUCCGAGAAAAACGACUCGCAUAUAAGACUGCGAGGCGACACAUUUAUCACAAAACCGUACUCGGCGGUGCGCGGUGUACGCUCGCGCGAUCGAGAUCGGUAUAUAGAGCGAAAAAAAAAAAUACCGUAUAAAAUCGAAAACCGUGUUGGGUCAGAGGACUACGACGAGCGAGACGGCGGCGGCGGCGUUCGGACGAUAAUAUUACGCCGUCGGCGUCAGUGUGUCAUUGUCACGCGAUCGGUUUCGCGUAACAAACGCAAAAGCGCAGUAAGGCGACGGGAAAAAAAAAAAAACAAAUACCGACUGGUUAGGUUAAUAAUAAUUGAACUCGCCCGUCACGAAAUUGCGAAAUAUACAUUAUAACAAUGUUGGCUAACUUCGCUUCGAACUCGCUUUGAAACAGUAAUAUUAAUACGUGCUGAUCGUAUUGGGUUAGGUUAGGUAUUUUUGGUACACGAAAAAUAAUUUGACGAUUUUAAAAUAUUUUGUUUUCUCGUUUGCUUAAAUCCUGCCUGUGUUUAUAGGAACAAGCGAAAAACGACCAACUGAUAUUCCGCACCGUUGUACGUUGGUCGGCUACUGUUAUGGAUUUGUAGUCGAUAAGUUAGAACAUUAUGGGUAAUUUUGUUUACAUGUACAGGCACUGGGCUCUGAGAGCGACGAUAAAUCAUCAUUGCGAACAGAACAUCUGUUAGCAGCAGAGUUUCACUAGAGUCUAAUUCGCUCACAUCUAAUUUAUACUACAGACAUAUUCUUUUUAGAACAGUAAAUCGUAAAACACCGAAUUUAUAUAAAAUUGCAUAAGUCUAGCUUUAUUUGGAAGGGUCUGUACGGGUGUUUAACACUAAAAAAAUACGCUUCUUCCACGAAAUUAUGUAAAAUCUAAUUCAACUCUUAUCACUUAAAUGCGACUAAUAAAACAAUUCUAGAAAUUUUAAUUUUCGAGUUUGAAUAAUUGUUUUCCGUUUUGUCAAGAAGCCAAGGAUAUCCAAUUGCGAAAAUAUUGGCCUCUCACCUCAAUCGAUUUGACUGAAAAUGGUGCCAAAUAAUUUCAAAUUACAAUUAAAAAUUUGGUAAGAUUAGCUGAAAAUCAUUUGAUUUCUUGUAUAAUGAAUAACAUAUUUUUUUGGACUUAUAGGCUAAAUAUAGACCUCUUUGGCUGAUCAGUAUCUAAAUAUCAUCGAAUAAUUAAAAAUUGAGUUUCCAUAAAUGCAUACCAUAUAAUAAGUAUUUAUUUAGAAUAUUUCAAGCAAUUUCAAAAUUUGUUCUGGUAUUAUUAUAGUAAUAAGGCAUCAUAUUAUAAUGACAAGAUUGUGUGUGUGUGUGUGUGCGUUUUUUUUUUUUUAAUAAUGUACAUAUUAUAGGUAUGAUUAUUUAUUUUCUUUAUUUUAUGCUAUUACUGUCUACCUAUCUACUUAUAAUGAUUAUUUAUAUUAAUACACGUUAUAAUAGUUUGUGAAUGUUUAAAAGGUCUGAAAAAUGCCAAAUAAAUCCUAAAACGGUAUGCCAUUAUAGAAAUUUGAUUCAUAAUUAUUUGGCAGUAUUUUGACGCUGAUCUGCUAAUGUGGGGGGACUGCUCGAAGUUACCCCCUACAAAAACUGAAAUGGAGAAAUGUUGUAGUUAUUAGCCUAACCAAAUUUGCCGUUAUUUGCAUUAAUAUUCAAUUGUUUGGUCUCCAUUUUAAUUAAAACGAUUGAAGUGGAGGGGAGGCACACCAUAUCCGUGUGUAUAGUAUGAGCACAUGCAUAGGAAUUAGAAUUGUACAUAGGAUAAACCGGGAAAAAAAACGUAGGAAAAACGGGAACAUAUUAAACAAAUAAUAUUAAAGAAAAUAUACAAUGCAUAUGUUAUUAUUUAAUCAUAAUGCGAUAUAUAUAUGUUGUUAACAAUUAAUACUAUUAACCGAAUUCUGCUCAGAAUCCUUUUUCGUUAGCAAUGGUUGAUCGUUGCGUACAUCUGUAUGAUGUAGUCGUAAAUUCAAUUUCUCGUCUACUUUCCAAACUUCUCACCUACAAUAGUGGCCCAUCCACGUGCGAAGUAUGUCAGUCUUUUUUAUAUUCUUAUAUUUUUUUCAUAUUAAAAGAAAUAAUGUUUUAAAUAAAGUAUAUCCAAUACAAUUACCUUUUAGGAUUGGUAAUUAAAGCGAUUUUUAUAAAAAAGAAAAAACUCUUAUCGAAAAAGUGGUCGCAGAAAUUAAAAAAAUUAAAAUUAAAUACUAGCAGGUAAAAUUAACGUUUUUGAUCGUUAAUUUUACGUUGGUUAAACUAAAAGAACGUUAUAAUUUCGUUUUAGAUGUUAUACAUUUAGAUUACACUCAUGGGCGUGCGACAAAGAAUACCAAAAUAGACGUUUUAUCACCAUAAACGCUUACAACCGGUUUUUUAAAAUCGGAAUUAUUACGAUUACCGUGUUGUUUAUAGCGUUUAGAAGUACGUUUUUUUUUUAUCGUUUAAAAACGUAUACGGAAGAAUCAUACGUCAUCAUUGCGAGGACAGGUACCGUUUUUUCAUCAUUUAAACAUAAACAUGUAAAAAGAAACUCUGAUUGCUCGUUAAUUAUUCGCGUAAAUAAUUUCGUACAUGAAAUUUCGUCGGACCUCAUUUAUAUAACACAGGUAUACGUAUAAAAUAUAUAUUAUACUAUGUAAUAUCGUAUCUAUAGAUAUAAAACUUUACCGUUCGCCCAUAACAAGAAGCGUGUCUAAUAAUUAUUCAAUUCUUCGACAGUACAGUAAAACGACAGAUAGUCGUCGUUGUAGUCCGAAUUAACGCAGGUAUGAAAAACGUUAGCUGUGACACGUCAAAAAAACGCAUCUGGCGUAUGCUAUUGUGGUAAUAAUAUUAUCGUAUUUUAAAUAUGGAGUUUUCAGUUUUGUGGAUAUUGCAUUAUGAAGGUAUCUGUUAUAUAUAACAAAUAUAUACUGUGAUUUCUUUUUAUUAUGAAUCAGUAAUUAUAUCGGAGUUUUUUAAGUGAAUUGGAUAUCUGUUUUUUUUUUUUUUAAUCAUUAUGGAAUCGUUUAGGCAUUAAUUUAAAACCAUUUUCAAUUUUUUUUUUUGAACGCAGAUUUGAAUAGAAAACAUUUUUCUAGACAUUUUGAUGUGCAUAACGCUAAUAUUAAAUUUACCGUUUAUAAGUCAUAACAGUUCAAAGUUUAAACCGGAGGAGUAGGAAAGGGUAAUAAAUAAAAUUCUCUGAGGUAAUUUUUAAAAUUAUCUCAUGAUAAAAAAAAUCACCCUGUAUAUAUAUAUGAUAUAUAGGUACAAAUAGAGACAGAGAGUGAGAUUGAGACACAGACAAUACUAAGACAGAAAUGUACAAAAAUCUUAUUUAUUAACAAACAUCUUGUUUGAGAAUGAUAGUAAAUGAUUGAACGGUUUACCGGUUUCCCACUUAGAUAAUAAAGAAUAGAUAGGCUGUGUUGCUUUAACACAUGCUCCCAAAAACGGGGCUAUCCUAAGAUGCCUUUUUUUUUUAUUUAAUGAUACUUAUAAAUGGAAUGAAAAAGUCAAGUCACCCAUUACUUGCAAAUAACGCAGCGAUGGAUGAACCAUUGUAAUAUUAAAAAUAAAAUGUUUUUAAAAAAUAAUACAACAUGUAAACCAAACAUUUAACCGCAGUAACCAAUGUUGUAUAAGGCAGAUUUGUGAGACAGAGAUAGGUUUGUCUGUUCUCUUGGAACGCGGCAGCUUACGUUGAAACUAUGUAUAGGAAUGACUUAUCCAUUCUUUUUGUAUCUAUGGUUUCCCGCGGCUAUAAUGAUAAUAAUAAUCAUUAUUGAUAAUAUUCGGUUAGAAACUGGUACCUAUUGAAAUAUUAUGUGCUACCCAAACGCCCCAAACGAAAAUUAGAGCAUCGUUACGUAAUAUCAUGUCUAUGCAAUAACACGCGACGAUAUUGUCAAACAACAUUCAUAAUUUUAUGACGGGUUUGAAUAAAAAUAAUUAGAUAAUAGUGCUAUUAAAACAUUGUUCUGUAAAUUUUAAUUAUUUUAUUAUAUCGUAAACCGGGGUCGUGACACUUGUAGAACGAUUUGCGCAAUAAUAUUUCUUUGGAGAUGUCCCAGAACAGUUUUUUCCAACUUUCUGACACUACCGACCACUUAGAGAUCUAUUUCGAUAGGCCGCGAACUACCUCGAUUUUAUUGAACAAGAAUCGCUUCUUUUCACUGAUUAACUAGAUUACUAGUUAAGCAUUAAUUUACGGUAGUUUGAAAUCACUACUUUCUGAGUAAUGCACUCUACCACUAACUACUUGUUUUUUUUCUGUCUGCGAGCAACUUAACAACAAAACUUGAAAACUUGUUCCAAUAAUGAAAAAUUACAAAAGAUCUUUUCUGUUUUAUUUUGGAUCUAGUUGAUGCAUCUCAAGUUAACCAUUUUUCGAUAUUCCAAAUUUUUAUAAUGAUUUGAAACCCUUCUUCCCCAAUAAAAAACACAUGGAUAAAAGAAACACUAAUACAUUAACGAUUACAAUAUUUUAAAUUUAUUCUAUUUUUCUUUUGUACCAAAAAUGUUCACGAAAUUUUACUCGUAGAAUCUUUUGUGAAAUAUAAUUUUGUUUAGUUGAUGCAUAAGGAGGCCGUUUUUAGAUUUCUCGUAAAAUUACCUCGAUAAUAAAUUGAGACAAUUUAGGAAAAACGGGAAAAGUUUAUGAAAAUAACGUUUUAAAAAAUUUAAAUUUUUUUUCAUUUUUUAAUUUGGUUAAAAAUAUCUGCUUUUUUGACAUGGUAAAAUUUAAAAAAUAACCUAAUGAUUUAUUAGCUAUUAAAAGUUGUUUAGAUUAUUAUUUUGUAGACUUUGUGUGCAUAAAAUUAUUUUCCCAAGCAAAACUGGUUGAUAAUUUUACACAAAUUUUAUCAUAAUCUUAACUUAGUGGUUAAAAAAAAAAAUUAGAAUAAUGUAUAGUAAAAAUAUAUUAUAAACGCGUUUGAAGUUCACAUUUGAAUAGAAAUAGAAAAAUUCACGUAAUUCCAAGUACUACUUUUCGAUAUAUGUAAGUACAGUUUGUAAACCAAACCAAUAUAUGUUUAAUCAUCUGAGGGUAAUAUAGGUUUUUUUUUAUUUAACAUUUUAAGUUCAAAUUUUUAUAAAAAUCGUGAAAAUCACGACAAUUAAAAAUAUAUUGAAUUAAACUUCGUUUAGAAUCGUGUUUCGUUAGCAAUGAUUAAUCGCUGUAUAAAAAUAUAAUGUAAAUAACUCUCUGUAUCCUACCAUUCAAACUGCUUACCUACAAAAUUCGCACACUCAUCAGUUUUUUUUUUUAGUUGCGUCGUUAGAACCAACCGGAAAAAAAGAUAACGGAGAAGAGGCCACAUUGGAAAACGUACCGACCGUUUCGAAAAGACAGACGAAUUUCCAAAAUAAUAAUUUUGACCAACAACAAGUAAAACCAUAAUAUUUUUAGAAAAAAAAGAAACCAAUAACUUUUCCGCCGUUUUUACACAGAUUCCACAAGAAUAUUUUGAUUUCGUCCAGCAGACAGAUGCCGCUGGAAAUGUUCGACCACAACCGCAGUUCAACCAACAAACUGGGCCACAACAGUUUUUCGUAUCAGGGUAAAAAUCUAAAUAAAAAUCAUCUCACAUAAGCAUACCUAGUUAUUAAUGUCUUUAAUAAUGUUCUAAAUAAAAAUGGGUGUCACCUAAAUAUCAUGGUUCCUAGGCUUCAAACUUAAGAAAUAAAUACAAUUGUUUAUAACAUAAUAUUGAUAUGUUUUAUUCGUAGUCCGGAGAUUUUGCGCCACAGUGGUAGCAAAUUAAUUUUAAUUGAUAUUCCUGUUUUUUUUUUUUUUAGACAUGCCUUAGAUUAAGUUUUUAAGCGAAUUCAUUAUGAUAGGAGAACAUAUUUUCUUAAUUUGUGACAGAAAUUGUGAUAAAAUGGCCAACUGAUAAUAUGAUACCAACGUUAUGAUAAUCCGGUACUUUUAUCGUUACAUUCGUAAUCUAUAUCUACAGGAUAGAAUAAAAUGCUUCAUUGGAAUAUUCAUUAACUUUAUUUACAUAAUAAAUUUAUUUUUACUUAAAAACUAUGAUGUUCGUGCCGUUUAUAGAUAUCCGCCGAGGACCACAACAACCUUAUCUCCGUUCGCCACCGAACAAAAACGCCUACAAGAAGAAUACGCCAGGAGAACGUUAGUAGAACAGCAGACUGCGCUGCUCAGGAACAGGCAAAGGCCCGCUGCUGCCCAACCGUUACCACCCCAGUUUCAACAAGUCCAACCACAGCAACCACAGCCACUACAGUUUUUAGACCAAAAUGGACAGAUACGUCAGCAAGAAUUCGCGCCACAGCCACAAGAUAAUAGCUUUGUUCUUCCGCAACAAGAUAACAACUUUGCACCACAACAACAAAACAAUAACUUCGCUUCACGACCACUCCAAGUCAGUAGCUUUACGCCACGGCCACAGGACAACAACUUCGUGCCAAAACAACAACAGGACAACAGCUUCGCUCCGCAACAACAAAACUUCCUGCAGUCUACCGAUGAGGGCAGCCAAUCGUUUUCUUACGCUCAAGUCCAAUUCGGGCCGGCAAGCACACAGCAGGCAGAACCGGCAGUCAGUCGGCCAAAAGGUCAAAGGUCCGUGUCCAAGCCUAGGGUACAAAAUAACAAUGUCGUGAUAGACCCAGUCACUCAGCCGACGGUAGACCGUCCUGUAGCCUCUGCCAUCGUCAGCCCAGCUCAGUUGAACGCUCGCUUGCUCCAAAACGUCGUGUACAUCCAGCCUAAUGGCCAAAUGUACAAACCAAUCGAGGAAACGGAACAGGUCGUUCAAAUACCACGGAGGAACCACUAUUAUUAUCAGACUUCCGAAGGCCCCACUGUCAGCGCCACGUCAGCUGCUGCGUCCACGACCGUGGCCCCCCGUCCGGCCGAAGAAGAACCGGUGAUACUCAUACCCCGACCGAAGAAACCUAUCAAUCAGAGACCGAGGCAGGAGACGCAGAAAUCGGGAAGGACACAACAACAACAGUCUACUCGGGCUGAAGCCCCCAUACAACAGCAGGCAUAUCAGCUGCAACCGGAACAGUCAUCUUCAGAAGUUGAACCCGACAAUUUCCUCACUUCGCUUCUGUCCCAGCUACAGCUACAACAACAACAACAACAACAACAACAGCUGCAGGAAGAUACGACUACUCUUGUACCGCCAAAGUCGUCGAGAGGUAGCCAGAGAUUGUCAGCCACUAAAGCGAACCGACGGCCUGAAGCGACAACCAAGUACUUGGACGACAGGAGCCAGUUGCAGUUGUUGCAGUUUCCUCACGAGCUUGAAACGUUGAGCGGCGCCGAACUCAAAGCUUUGGAAGAAGCUAACGCGCAGAUAGCCACUCCGGCGGUCAACGACAAAUCUAAGUCCACACGGCAGAGGCAACAGAAGCAGCAGCCGAUCAGACAUAGGCCCACUACGUCUACCACAAAAUCACCACCACCACCACCACCGCCCUCUCGGGAGUCCGAAGAAUUCGAUGAACAGGCGUUGUUCCCGCGAACAGGUAACAGGCCCGUCCCAACGCCCGUCGAACUCGACGAUCAACAGCGUCAGUUCUUGGCGGCCCAAGGUAUACGUCAUCUGUAUCGUGUCGACUACGAUCAGUCCGGCAACGUUUUGCCACUUACAUACGUCUUGGCAUUGGACGGCCGGCCCAAGAGGGACGAACAGUCUACCGAGUCGUAAGCCGAUCCCGACGAUAAAAUAAUAUAAUCGCGUAACGUGUUUUUGUGUUUCGAUUUUUUGUAAAUAAUGUUUAGACUUACAUAGAUUAUAAUGCUGUCUGUAAUACAAUAAUGUGUUGUAUCUAUAACUUUCGCAUACUUCUUCGAUAUAUGUUAGUUACCUUUAUUAUAAUAUAUAGGAAACUAUCGAACAUAUUAUUUUUAAUAAAAUGUCUUAAAAAAAAAAAAAAAAAUGUAACUAAGUAUAAAAACUGGGAACAGUUAAUACUGUAUCGACGGCGUUAAAUUAUUUUAACAUUUUUUUUUAUUUUUUCUGUAGUUUUAAAAGUAUUUAAUAUUAAAUAGGUAACUAAUAAAAUGUUAUUUUUUGUUGUAAAAUGUAUAAUGACGUAUUAAAAAAAAAAAAAAAAAAACAUGACAAUUUAUUCGUGUUUCCCAAAUUAUAGUUAUUAAGUACUGUACCAAAACACACUAUGUUAUCACCACUAUUUAAAAUCUAGUAAGAUAGUUAUAAGCAUUUGCAAAAAUAAGAUAUUUUAAGGAAAUACUGUGUAAACAAAUCCCUCACUGCUGUCGGUUAAACAAUAAAAUAAAAAAUAAAUAAAAAUAGGACACACUUAUAUCAACGUUAUUCAAAGACGCUUUAAAACUAUCAUAAUCAUUUUAAAUAAUUUCUGAAUAAAAAAUAAACAGGAAUUUUUGAAAAUAUAGCGACCACACAUCGUUAAUAAACGUCAAAAUGUGCAAAUUUAAAUUUUAUUAUUAUAUGAGAAUCCUGUCACCUUGAAACAAAUUUCAAUGUUACACCUAAAUCAGUUAAAAUAAUAACGUAUUCAGCAGGAUUUAAUCUAUGCAAAUUCGAACCGAACGACAUGAUACUUUAAUAUUAUUAAUUGUUGAGAAAAUAUAGUGCCUAACAUCAUACACGUAUUUAAUACUUCUGUUUGUAAAAAAAAAUAUAUAUAUUUUUUGUAAUAAUUAUAGUUGUGAGUAACCUACGAAGUAUGCAUAUUUAUAUAUUUGGCGAAAAAUAAAUAGAACAUAUUAAGACAUCUUCGAC